UUUGGAGUGGCUGGCGUGUGGAGUGGUCGGCUGGUGGGGCACCCUGCGAUAUCAUGCUAAAAACUCAUACAUAACCAGAUCUUGGCUAUCGCAAGGCUCUUCCACAUUAGCUCCAUCAAGCACUUACACGAAGCAUCGCCGACGCACGGCACGAAUGGACGAUACACUUCACUUCGCAGACCAGUUCCAAAAAUAAUUGUGCUCAAGUGCGUGGUCGAAUGCGGAUCGACAAAUCCGGCAAGCAAAGACCAGAGUCGCUGUCAUCGACCAAGUGGUUAAUAAGUUCGUUGUUGGGUUUGAUGAGCACUCGACUCGGCGGGUAUGAUUUCAUCUCGGCUGAGUUCCGCCUACCAUCUAGAUUGGUAAUGGAAACUGUAGUCCAGCAGGCCUGCCAAAGGCCGGCUAUAAAGACGCGGACGAUAUGGAACAAGACAUCAUUGGGUUCAAUACUAGCGACACAGCAACACCUUCAGUUAGCUCGAAUAGUUCGUUAAUCAACUGCAGAACAGAACUAUAGCUUCAAAAUGAAACUCUUCACCGCCGUCCUUGCCAUCUGCCUAGUGGCCUUUGCGGCAGCCCAAUCUGCUGAUCCCGCUGCUGCACUGGAGCCUUCCUCCGAGUACCUGCCUCCCGUCGGCGAGGCGGAGGCCGCCCAGCUUUCGGAGAACGGAUAUAAGUACAGGACCGUGCGCCGGCUGAAGCUGCGCCACCGCCGCGAGGUGCCUAACCAGGAAUACCUUCCUCCCGUGGAAAACGCACCUAGCCAGGAAUAUCUGCCGCCAGUAGAUGCCGCCGCCAUUGGUGACACCAAGGUUGCCGACGACGGCUACCGGUACAAAACGGUGCGCAAGCUUAAGUUCCGUGCUCGCCACCGCCGCGACGUCUCCGAAAUCGCUGAGCCCAGCGGCGAGUACCUCCCACCCGUGCAGGUUGAGCUUGCUCCCGAGCUAAAAACCAUUCUUGGUGAUGAUGGCUACAAGUACAAGACAGUGCGCCGUCUCAAGUUCCGCCGCCACCGCCGCGAGGCUGUCGCCGAAGAGGCUGCUGCCGAGUCCGCACCCAACGGAGAGUACCUGCCCCCCGCUGAGGCUGCCGCUGCCGCCCCCGCUGCCGCCGAGGCCGAGCCAAAGUCCGCUGAGGAGGGCACUGAGUUGGCCAAGGACGGCUACCGCUACAAGACUGUGCGCCGUCUGCGUUACCGCUACCGCCACUAGGCCUCCGAUCCGAACCUGGGCACAUUGAACCAAAUUGAUCCUGAAAGUACACUCAAGAAGUAAAGUCGAACGGGCCUCGUCCAAUCGACUGACUUCUUCUUUUGGCCCUUCCUAAUACUUAUUCACUCAGUUGUCACAGCAUAUGGAAUAAUAAAAUUUAUUCAC
Messenger RNA from Drosophila melanogaster (fruit fly), 1379 nucleotides. RefSeq lists its product as uncharacterized. Lineage: Eukaryota; Metazoa; Arthropoda; Insecta; Diptera; Drosophilidae. The transcript is spliced from 2 exons. Bases 525 to 1214 code for a protein of 229 amino acids. The record is from RefSeq and is marked reviewed.